Messenger RNA from Cyprinus carpio (common carp), 1258 nucleotides. Its product is annotated as dynein axonemal heavy chain 7-like. Bases 205 to 573 code for a protein of 122 amino acids. Gene Ontology annotation, cellular component: dynein complex. Gene Ontology annotation, molecular function: minus-end-directed microtubule motor activity; dynein light intermediate chain binding; dynein intermediate chain binding. The transcript is spliced from 2 exons. NCBI's taxonomy places the organism in Eukaryota, Metazoa, Chordata, Actinopteri, Cypriniformes, Cyprinidae. The record is from RefSeq and is a predicted model, not a curated record. Gene Ontology annotation, biological process: microtubule-based movement.
CAUGAAGCUAAAGAGUCAGAAGUUGGAAUCAUCUGCCACUCAAGUGUCCAUAAUGCAGGUAGAGCUGGAGGCCCUUCAGCCUCAGCUGCGUGUGGCAAGUAAAGAGGUAGAAAAGAUGAUGGUGGUCAUCCAGCGAGAGUCUGUGGAGGUGUCCAAGACAGAGAAGGUGAUCCGUGUGGAUGAAGCGGAGACUAAUGAGCAGCAAUGGCUGCCAAGACCAUUAAAGAUGAAUGUGAUACCGAUCUGGCGGUUGCUGUGCCCAUUCUGGAAGCUUUAUUGGCUGCUUUGGACACGCUCACCACACAGGAUAUAACUCUAGUUAAAUCCAUGAAGAAUCCUCCAGCUGGUGUCAAGCUGGUGAUGGGAGCCAUCUGCAUCCUGAAAGGCAUAAAACCAGACCGUAUCCCAGACCCCUCAGGCUCUGGCAAGAAGGUGGAAGACUUCUGGGGCCUGGCAAAAAAACUGCUAGGAGAUAUGAAAUUUCUCCAGAGCCUUCAUGAGUACAUCAAAGACAAUAUUCCAGUCAACUACAUGAGUGUCAUGCACAACAAAUACACCACCAACCCAGACUGAAGAUCCGCACAGCCUCCGCUGCUGCUGAGGGGCUCUGUAAAUGGGUUUGUGCCAUGGACUCCUAUAAGUGAGUUAUAGUUUAACAGACUAAAGGUGUAAAAAAAAAAAAAAAAAAAAAAAAAAAAAUUCCUUCACAGAGUAGCAAAGGUUGUGGCCCCUAUAAAAAAGAGAAAUUGGCACAUGCAGAAGAGAAGCUGAAGGUGGCCAUGGAGAGCCUCCAGAAGAAACAGGCUGCUUUGAAGUAGGUCCAGGACAAAAUUGGCCAAACUACAGAAGACCCUGGAAGCCAACAAGAACAAAAAGGCUGACCUUGAAAGUCAGGUAAGCAGAGAACAGUUGUCACAAAAGAGGCUAUGUAAGAUUCUGACAAUCAACAAACGGUUUGCUACUUUUCCUGAAAGCUUGCAUAUUACACUAUGUUCAACUAUUUUUUGUUGACAUUCUUUGUAACCUCCUCCAGUGCAGCCCAGCCCUGUUAAAAUGUCCGUUCUUUGCUGGAAGUUUGUUUAUUUAGGAAUUUAGUUUGUGUUUUUACAUCAAGAGGAGUUGAGGGAAUGUCUUCCUUUUCUUCUUUGUUUAUUUUCCUUCAGAUCAUUUAUUAUGUUCGAACUUUGAAGUUGUAAGAGUGAAGCCUUUGUUUCUAAACCCACACAGAAAACCCACAGGGGCACAUACACACACACAC